GUAGAUUCUGGAGAGGAGAAAAUUCAAUCCCCCUCCCACCCCCAUCACACACAGAGGGGUGGACUGAAGAGGAAUGAGAGGAGGGGCUCUCUGUGCUGUCUGAGUACUUAGAAGUAAAAAGAGGACAAGGACUGUCUGAGUCAUUUAUUUCAAAUAUCUGCCCUAGAAGCAAGAUCAGGAGAAGAAACCUUUGGCAGUAGUUCUAGUAGAGGUGACUGGGCAAUCUCAUGGACUUAACUUAAAUUUUUUUUUUCUUUUAUUGAACAUUUCAUUAAGUGUUCUUAAGAUUCACACAGAAUGGUCCAAUGGUUUUAAACACCAUACAGGACCAGUAGCUUAAAAUCCAGCUAUAUCUGUUCCAAGUGGAGUUGAUAGCUUGAGAAUAGACCAAAGAAUGACCGCAAAGCCAAGUGUAAAAUUCAGCUUUGUGUGAGUUGUGUUUUUCUGGUUUUGAGAAGUUUAAGUCCAGUUUCAAAGUUUUCCUUUUUUUCUGAGAGUCUAGAAGGGUGUAGACACAGUUUGCUCCAGUAACACCCUGAAGAUGUAUCCUUCUGAGAAGUUCGAUUCACAUCUUCUAGUGGUGGCUCUUGGGAUGUUCUUGAUCGCCCUACCCAGGGCACAAGGGGCAUCUUGCGAACCAGUGAGAAUUCCCAUGUGUCAGUCAAUGCCUUGGAACAUGACAAAAAUGCCCAACCAUCUCCACCACAGCACCCAAGCCAAUGCCGUCCUAGCUAUUGAGCAGUUUGAAGGCUUGCUGGCCAUUGACUGUAGCAAAGACCUGCUUUUCUUCCUUUGUGCAAUGUAUGCACCCAUUUGUACCAUCGACUUUCAACAUGAGCCUAUAAAGCCUUGUAAAUCGGUUUGCGAGAGGGCCAGGACUGGCUGUGAGCCGAUUUUGUUCAAAUAUGGACACACCUGGCCAGACAGCUUGGCUUGUGAGGAGCUACCAGUCUAUGACCGAGGAGUUUGCAUCUCCCCUGAAGCCAUCAUAACCGUUGAUCAGGGAACUGGUAGGUACAUGGGAAUAUUCACAAUGUCAUUUAUUAACUAGUAUGCUUUGACCUGAGGAUGUUUAUAUGUCAACUUUUCGUGCUCAUGUUUGGUGGGAACUGUGACCUGGGUCCAGGAAUAUUGAUGUUGACUAGUCAUCCCAAGGUGUUCUACAGAAUUUACAUGCUUUAGCCAAUUGUGUGACCUGUAGAUAUGACUUGUACUGUAUAAAUUGGGGAUGUCAAAAAGGUACAUCUUUUGCUGCUGUAGUUACAAUGUAUGAUUUUUUUUAAAUUCUUUUUUAGAAAAAUUAAAUGUAGCAUUGCACUGUGUAUGUAAAUAUAUUAGCUACAUUGUAUGAACAACAUAUCACUUCUCCCUCUGUGCUCUAUCCUAAGAAAUAAUUAAUUGGACAAGAAGAUCAACAAGUGAAUGCUACAAUGUUGUUCUUUAUUAUUUUUCCAAGCUUUUAUCUAAAACUUAAAAAGCAUUUUUUUUCUACAUUGUGUAUAGUUUGGCAGAGUUUCUUUUGCAUAAUUAUUUGUGAUGAGCUAUUUAGCUUGAUAUACAGUGUCAGCCAAGAGGCUUUUGUUUGCAUGAGUCGGUGUUGUCUUUGAAUGCAGUGAAAGCGUUUACUUGGCUGGAUAUUGAAUAGGACAUUACAUUGUGACAAAUAUGUUGCUAGUUACAGAACAAGCUCCCCACUUUGGCUCAGAUAGAAGCCUUUGUGAGUACAUGUAUAAGCAUAGCUAUUUUAACCCUUUGGGAAUCCUCCAUUUUUAACACCCCCUUCUUGUUAAAACUUGACUUAACUAUUUAAUUGUAAUUUAUUAUGCAUUUGUUAAAUCACUCAUGCAAUUGUUUUGUUAAUUAUUUCUUUAUUGAACUAAUAUUUCAGAAGUCUGUAAAAAUAAUGUGUUAGAGUAAGGGUUAAUAAAUGACACUGGUAGCAACUACAUGGCUAAACCACUGCUUCUAUUUAUACAAAAUGAUGGCAGUAAAACCACUGGACCUGUGGAUGCCAUUAGACUUAGUCCCUGCAAUGCCAUAGACAUUACACACUACAAACUACAUGCUAAAGUGAUGAGCAACUUGUUGUGGUUUUCAUCCACCUGGCACUACCAGGGUUGAAUUCAGUUUAUUAUUAUUUUUUUAAAGAACAUUUUGUGUAGAAAACAAAUAUUAUUAAAUUAAGAUAAUUGGAAAUCCACGAGUGUCGCUUUAAGUUAGCAGGAAAUUAUAUUUUUCAAUCAGUUUACAAAUAAGAUAGGAAAUAGAGUUACUGUGUAUUCUAAAUUUAAAUAUAUUGACUCACAAAUCAAGCCAACCUGUGACUCCAGGCGGGACAGGAAAUGCUGAUCUGCACUAGUCAGUCGUCAGACCUAUUUGUCAAAGUGUCAAUUGUUGUGAAUUCAGAGUGAAUACAAUGGGAAUGUAAAUUAAAAUGCGAAAUUAACUUUAAAUUUACUGUACUUUGAAAUGCUAAUAUCUCACACUGAAUAACUGAGAUUUCUCUCCAAUCAUGGUGAAUAAUGCUACAUUUAGGUCUGGGGUAGAAUGUUCCAAAUAUUGCUCUCUAAUAUAAUAAAAUAUGAAUGUGAUUUACACUCUCAAACCACUCGUACUUAAAACUGCUUUAUUGUUAUUAUUGAGUACCAUGAAAGCCCUCCUUAGACUGCUUCUUUCAGGGAUAGAUGGACUCCUGCCAGUCUGAAUUUUUUGAUGAGUGCCCCUUUAGGAUCCCCAUGUCAUGUGGUCCAUGUGAAUUUGUCAAAUUUUUUGCCACAUGUUUAGUUAAACCUUUACUCACCUUAAGUGAACUAAUGUAUUUCUAAAAUGUUUUGUUAUGGUUUUAGGUAGCAACGCAUGAAAACUAAUCACGGCAGUUGAUUUAUGAUUUUUUUAUUUUUUCGAUUCAACUGGUUUUUCACUUGAAGCAUAUGAAUUAUGUAUACUCAAGGACAGCUCUUUUCAUGUAUGGCCCAUCAGCAUGUCCAAGCAGUAUAUGUCCAGAUCUCAUGGUGGGUCUGAUAAUCCUACAUCACACUCAUUCCUUCUGCCCCACAAUCCCCAAAAAAUUACCAUAUUUCAUUGUUCCAAUCAAUUCUUUAUGAUGUUUCCUUAGUAGCAUAAAUUAUAGGAUUAUAUAAAAUUUAAAGGGUUAGUCCAACCCUUUGUGGCUAAACGAUAUAUUUUUUAUUUAUAGCUAUAUUUUUUAUUUACAGGCCCCCCCUCUUAAUUUAAAAAAAAUCCUUGUAAAAGAAGAAAAAACUGGGCAAAGCUCCCUUCGCUGGUCUCCACGUACCAUCUAACUUCACUCCUCCCUCUCUGUGGUCCAAUCAAAUGCUUCUCACAGAGAUGCAUAUAAUGGGACUGUUCUCACCUGCUCCCUGUGCAUGCUUGUGCUCUGAGCUAGGGAGGGAGAGAGUGGACAUCGGAGGGAGGGUAUUAGAAAAAAAACCACUCAUUAAGGACUAUAGGGAGGAUGGGAUGGCUGAAAUGAGGGAGGGGAUAUCCAGUCUUCCCCUUGCAGGCGUGCUUCCUGCAUAUAUAGCAGCAAGUGAGAUUUCUGGCGCUUGUUCCUUAUGUGUACAGCAGCUAAAGCUUUCCCAAACCAGAGUCUCUUCUUUCUGGUCGUUGAUGCAAGUAAUACGGGGGAUGUAGGGAAGUAGCGCUUAACAAUUAAGAUCCUUGUGUUGAGUCCAAUGGAGCCAUAUAAGGGAGAAAACAAAAUGGGACAGGAAUACUAACAUAGUGUAGUAUGUCUAUAACAACAGAGGCAGAAUAUAAGGAAAAAAUAUAUUGCACUCACAAUUUUCUGGAGCUCAAGAUUAGCUCCAGAUCACAGCGUAUGGAUGGUACAAUCCCUGUCUGUGGAUGUUAGGAUGGUCCUGAUUUCCUCUGGUAUUGUAUCCCUGUGCCAAUAAUCCACGUGGUGUAUUCCAGACGAUGCUCCAGUGAUAUAUAUAUAGGAUAUAAAAGAAGAAUAAUGCUCUCUGUAUUAAUAAAACAAGUAAAAUAAAUAGAGAAAUAUACUCACAAUGGAUGAGCAAAUAGAGAUUACUCAGCCCUUUACAGCAUAGGUGGUUUGUCCCCCACCCGGGAAUGUGAGAUACAGCUUCUCAAAUAAAAAGAUGUCCAGUGAAGGUCCAGGGGUGCAAAUGCAGAUUAAUUUUAUUAAACAAAUAAAAAUCAAGUAACACACUAACGCCUUUCACCUAUUCAAAAGGCUUCAACACUUUACAGGGAUACGAUACCAGAGGAAAUCAGGACCAUCUUAACAUCCACAGACAGGGAUUGUACCGUCCAUACGCUGUGAUCUGGAGCUGAUCUUGAGCUCCAGAAAAGUGUGAGUGCAAUAUAUUUUUUCCUUAUAUUCUGCCUCUGCUGUUAUAGACAUACUACACUAUAUUAGUAUUCCGUCCCAUUUUGUUUUCUCCCUUAUAUUGGCUCCAUUGGACUCAACACAAGGACUUCAAUUGUUAAGCGCUGCUUCCCUACAUCCCCCGUUUUACGUGCUUCCUGCAUAUGUACAAGCUGAUAAUAUCUGUUGCUAGCAGGCAGUGCACACUGACAACAGACGUCAUUUUGACACAGAAUUAACAUUAGGCAGCCUUGAACAAAGUCACAUGGGUUGGAACUAGGCCCCGGCCCAAAAGUGCAUAAUUUUCUGUCUGUGCGGAGUUUCAAGUAGAAACACUGUACAUACAGAUUCCUACCAAUGUGUCCAUGUCUGUGACCAUGUCUAUAAGCAGAAGGUGGUCGUGGUGGUUACAGUUACCCUUUAAUGUUAGUAUUGGAACUACAUGACACCCAACGAGCCUUCUAUGCUUAACAAGGAUUAAAGGGAAACCACCCCGUCUCUGGAAACGACACCAUACAAUAAAAGACUGAAAAUCACAUGUAAUUUGUGCUGACCUUUUUCAUAUCAUGCUUUAUUCUCUUUUAAAUGUAUAUUUAAAUGUAGAAAUUGACAUCACAAUCCAGUUAAGCCAGGCCAUAUAUUGUAUUUUUGGGAAAACGAGAAACGUUGUUUCUGUCCCCACCUACUGAUACUAUAUUCAAUGGCAGUAAAUGAAGGUGCUUAUACCAGUGACAAAUAGGGAGCCAAGUCGGAGACACACAUUUCUAGAACAAAGCUAGAUACAAUUGUUUGGAUAUCAACAAUUAUUAUUAUUAUUUAUUUUUUUCAGAGUUCACAAACACAUAUUUGUUAAAUAUAUUGGAUAAGUAAAUAAUAAUAUUAAGAGUGAAGUGACAUUUCUCAAACAUGUAUCUAACAGGGAAGUGAAGUUCUCAAACAUGUAUCUAAUUCCAAGACUAGGCAACAUUGAUUUAAGUUUUUCAUUUAGAUAUUGAGUGUACGUUAUCAGCUAUGGUGAGAAUGUAGUGGUAAUAAAAUGUUAAGUUCACUAGCUUCACAAGUUCUGUCUAACUUUGCAGAACUGAGUCACCAUUGUCUUUAACGUUGAUUCUGUCUUUCAGAUGAACUUGAUAGGAACUUGUACAAUCGUGCUAGCGAGUAGAACUAACAAGUUUAUCUGAAUAUAACAGCUAAUAACCAUGAGAUAAACACUGAACCGAGAAAGGCUGGAGGUGAUGAUAGGGUUAUUAUUUUCAAUAUAGCAGGUCUGGCACUUGGCUAUAAGGCAUUGAACAAGCCCUUGUGUGUGGUUAACACAACAUUCUAGGCUUAAAAUGAGGCAUGUCAGCGUUGGCAUUUUAUGGGCGGCAGUGUGCCAAGGCUAAAAAAGGAAGCUACAUGCACACUGUACAAGCCCACAUUCUGUUAAGAAGCCUGCCAACGCGUUGCAUGCACAGGUACGUGUAAGCUGGCAUUUUCAGAGCUUCUUUUUUUUGAGCUGCCACAAGAAAACAUUGUAUGCUUAUUAAGACAUUUAGUUUUUGUCAAUUUUAUUUAUUUUCUUUGAUAUCCCAGAAAAGCAAGACAAUGAAUUGACAACCAAAUUGCAUGAUUUAGGCCAAAACAAAUAAGAUACAAAAUGAGCCACUGUUCCAGCUCGAUGAUUUAGCUUAUUGAAAUUCAUUUUAUUGAACAAACACCAGUAAUGGGCACUGUUUCAACAAACACCAGUAACGGCACUGUUUCACCUAAUACUUUCAUUAAUACAUAGUUUCAAUAAUUGCAUUUAUUUUUUAGGACAUUUUUAUAAAAUGUGCGAGAUCGUUUUUCUGCACUUUAAGCACCAAAACAACUUCAGAUUAUUGGCGUGGUUAUAGUUUAUAGAUCAUGCCCCUGCAGCCUUACUGCACAAUUAUCUUCCAUUUAAGAGUUAAAUUACUUUAUUUAUGCAGCACUAGUCACACCUCCCCUAGCUGAGACUCACAUAUUCCCUCUACACACUUCCUGAAAAAGUGGUCCAAUUUUUGAAAUUCUCUCAUUGCAGAGCGUGUUUGAUGUAGAAGGUCUUAUAUCCCGCUCUAUUAAUUGCCUGCAUGAACCUGCAGGCUCCUGUGUGGGGAUACAUUUUAAUAAACAUAGCAGGUUAUAAUAACCUCUAAAUCAAACACACUGUGCUGCAAGAUCAAGUUGAAAAUUAAACAUUUCUUUCAUAGAGGCUGCUCAGUAUUUUUCAGUAGCUUCCUCUCCUCAUCAAUGUUAUAUACUCCAAAACUUUUUUCAUCCCUAUGGUAGCCUGUGGGUUAUUAGCAUUAUAGUCAGUGUGUGUUUACCUAAGAUUGUACAAUGGCCUUAGCAAUACAACCAAGGGGAUAAAUAUAAUAUACAAUGAAACAACUGUAUCUAUUUUCAGAAUCAAUGCCCGACUUUCCAAUGGACUCAAACAAUGGAAAUUGUGGUGGAGCAGCAAGUGGUAAGAUCAUUUGUCUUAUUAAUAUUGCUAAUGUUUUUUUAAUUUUUUUUCUUUAAGCAAAUGUCAGAGCACACUAUAUUAGAAACCUCUAACUUUGAGCUUGUGAGCAAAGCUUCCCUACCUUUCAAAAUUACAUUGUAAGAAAUCUUUAGUGAUAUAUUGUUUUUUUAUAAAAAAAACUUUGUUAUUAGAGGUAUAUUCUGUAGAACCCAACAGUUCAGCAUAGGUUUUUCAUCCUCGUGUUCUGGCAAACAAGGGUGGACAGGUGCCCAUUUACUGCAAAUUCCUUGCCCCAUGAAUUAUGAUAGUAAGUAUAACUCUCUGCUGCUGACAUAGACCUAGGACUUGUUGAUUUACCCAAAUAUGUAAUUGACUGCAGAACCUGUAGCCCCAAACACAAGUUAUUCUCAAUCACUCAACUGCAUCAGAGGUGGUAGGUAGCAAACCAACUUGCAAAUCAAUAUUUUGGAAGUAAUCUCCGUAAUUACUGACAAAUAUUUUGACCUUGCUAUCUUUGCUGUCACUUGGAACAGUGUAUAUGUUUUAAUUGCAUAAUAUAUUCAUGCUAUUAAAAACACAUAACCAAAAAUAAAUACUCAAGUCCCUUUAAUUUGGGCAAAGAAGUGUAAUAAACUCUUCUUAUUAUUUUUAAUAUCUUUUUUUUUUUGCUUGAAUCGCUAAUUAUUUGUAGUCGUAUUGUGUGUUAAUAUUUGUCUAACUGUUCACUUUUUGUCUAAACAAAAUUAAAAUAACAUAUAUUUUAAACCUGGGAUGUGUAACCUGCACCUAAACUUAUAACAUAAAAACAAUUUGGGUAUAGAUUACUGCUCACGGAUUCAGAGCAAAUAAAAUUGUGAAAAGUUUUACUAUUUAAAUUAUAAAGUUAUCACUUCAUACAUUAUUAAAAUAUUGGUAAAUAAUUAAUUUUAUUUUGAAGAUUAUAUCUUGCAACAUUUCAGACACUGUCUGAUAUAUUUUUAGUAGUGUGUGUGGAACUGCACUCAUUCCCAUAAAUCUGAGCCAGGGUGCUUGCUGAACCGAAAUCAAACACCAGAUUUCCAAAUAUUAAUAAAGUAAUAGAGGUCUAGGCACUGGAAAAGAGACAGAUACUUUAUUAGGAACCACAACAGCAACAUUUCGACCCUAAAAGGUCUUUGUCAAGCUGACAGACUAACAUACACACACAGUGACUGAUGCAGAUUGACACACACACACUGACCCAUGCAGACACAAACACACACACACACUUUACUCAAGCAGACGCACACACUUUAUCCAAGCAGGCACAUACACUUUACCCAAUCAGACACCCACACUGAUCCAAACACACAAACAGACUGAAGCAGAUACACACACAAACACUGACCCAAGCACAGACAUACACACACACACAUACUGACCCAAGCAGACACACACACUGACCCAAGCUGACAAAGACCCAAGCACACACACACACACACACUGAUCUAGACACACACACUGACCCAAGCAGCCACACACACACUGACCCAAGCACACAAACACACACACACACUGACUCAAGCAGACACACACACUGAUCCAAGCAGACACACACUGACCUAAGCACACACACAUAAACACUGAUCCAAGCAUAAACACACUGAUCCAAGCACACACACACACGAGUGCACACACACACACACACACUGAUCCAAGCACACAAACACACUGAUCCAAGCAUACACACACACUGAUUGAAACAGGCUGACAUUGACACACACACAUACACACUGAUCCAAGCACACACACACAUACACACUGAUCCAAGCAUACAUGCACUGAUCCAAGCACACAGACACACACACUGACCCAAGCACGCACACAUACUGACCCAAGCAGACACACAAAGACCCAAGCACACACACACAGUAAUCUAGACAUGCACUGUCCCAAGCAGCCACACACACACUGACCCAAGCACACACACACUGAUUCAAGCAGACACACACACCCUGAUCCAAGCACACCCACACACAUAAACACAGAUUCAAGCAUACACACACACUGAUCCAAGCAGAGACAAACUCUGAUCCAAGCACACACACACACACACACACACACACACACACACAUAUAAGCACUGAUCCAAGCACACACACACACACACACAGAGAUCCAAGCAGACACACACAUUGAUACAAGCACACGCACUGAUACAAGCAUACACACACUGAUUGAAACAGGCUGACACUGACACACACAUAUACACACUGAUCCAAGAACACACACACUGACCCAAGCACACAGACACACACAUACACACUGAUUCAAGCACACACACACACACACACACACACACACACAUACACACUGCUCCAAGCACACAUACACACUUAUCCAAGCACACACACACACACACACAUACACACUGAUCCAAGCACACAGACACACACAUACACACUGAUCCAAGCAUACACACACUGACUGAAACAGGCUGACACUGCCACACACACACCAUGAAGUCCCCCACUUGCCUUUAUUUAAUAUUUUCUCUCCGUGGGUCCCAGUCCAGGCCUGGCUGCCUUCAUUUUCUUUAAGUUCUUCCCCCGCUGUAGUCCCGACCACUUGAACCCGAGUGUAGGGGAAGGGGCGGAGUGAUUGUAUGAUGUGCCCAUGCACUGCGGCUUUGGAGGUAUGUAGGAGGGGGGGGCAGCUCUGUGAUCCUGGUUGGCUAAGGAUGAUGGCACCAGGCGCUAGUCUGCAGCCAUAUAAGUGCUCCCUAGAGCCCGGUACCAUCACCUGCGAGACGCCAAACACAAUUUGACCCACAUAGAGGGGCUGCCCAAACCAGCAGUUAAGCUGCUGCCGGCACCCCCUCUUAAGUAGCGCCCUAGGCGGCCGCCUAAUCAGCCUAUAUGGCGCGCCAGCCCUGCUCCUGACUUCUUGAUUAUAUACUGAGACUCAAUGAAGUAGAAAUAGCCCAUAUUAUUUUCAAUGCAUUUUGUAGCUAACACAUUAAAAUAAAUGAAAAAAAAAUAUUAAGAAUAUUAAAAUAAAUAAAAAAUAUUUACCGAAACAGAGCAGAAGACAAAUGGGCAACAACUCAAUUAGCUUGCCCUUUGGUGAGUCAGUUCUAAGGCUAGUUUUAGCUCAACUUGUGCCAUUACAGAGAGAACCUAAACUGUUUGCAUAUCAGACUGAUCCCACCCUAUAGGUCAGUCCAACUCUGAAAAACCAGUCCAACUCUGAAAAACCAGUCCAACUCCAAAAAGUAAUACAGCAACCCCAGAUGAUUGUUUCGGCAUUGGUGAGCCUCAUUAGCGCAGUGUGACUUUUACCAUCUAGGCAUAGUAAGCAAGGGGUCCAUGUCUAGGUUAGAAGAUCAUCUUAGUGAGAUUACAUUAGAAGACACUAAGUAGAAGACAAAAAUACUUAAAUUCCAAGAGCUCUAUAACAGCAAGCUUAGAGAAGCUGACAGCAGCUUGAACAGAUCCCUCCAUCACCAAUAAGAGUCUUCACCACUCAGGAGCUUAAUAAUCCAAUGUAUGUGGUCUUAUCAUAUUCUCGUUAUGGCAUAGGUUGUUUAUUCCCAGCAGUUGUCCAUAGAUCUGCUCUUUAAACUUGCAGGCAUGCUGCAGUUGUUAUCGAGAAAUACAUAGCCUGGUUUAUAGCUUUGUGAACCUGCUGUGUGCAGCGAUCAUGAGAGCCUUUGAACAUGCAUGAACAAGGCUGUGUCCCAUAUCUCUUUCAGGGGAAGGGAAUGAGAUUAGUCUAAGUGGUGUAUGUGCCAUGUGCAAUUUUUUUGCACAACUUGAAAACAUUUUUCAUAGAAAAAAAGUUCUGUUUUUUGCAUGCCGCAUUUUCUAACAUGCAAUUCUAAAAACAAUGGGCAGUUAGAAAAUAGUGAGAAUUGGGUUAGAGAACUGACAAUCUGACCAACAGUGUGUAAACAAUGGCUGUCAGAAAUGGGAAGUUUUCUUCAAAAUCUUAAAGUGACACUAUAGUCAUCAAAACAACUUAAGCUUAAUGAAGCAGUUUUCGUGUAUAGAUCAUGCCCCUGAAGUCUCACCACUCAAUUCUCCACUAUUUAGAUGUUAAAUCACUUUUGUUUCUGUUUAUGCAGGUGUCGCCACACCUCCACUGACUGUGACUCACGUAGCCUGCAAAAAAUAAUGGUUUCUCUUUCAAUCAGAUGUAACGUACUUUAAAAGUUUUUAUUUCCUGCUCUGUAAAUUAAACUUUAAUUACAUACAAGAGGCUCCUGCAGGAUCAAGCAAGCUAUUAACAGAGCAGGAGAUAAUACAUUCUAAAUUAGACAGUAUUUUCAAUACAGGAAGUGUAAACAUUAGAUGACUCUUUGCAGGAAGUGUUGGAAGGCUGUGUAAGUCACAUGCAGGGAGGCGUGACUAGGACUGCAUAAACAAAGUGCUUUAACUCCUAAAUGGCAGAUAAUUGAGCAUUGAGACUGCAGCAGCAUGAUCUACACACCAAAACUGCUUCAUUAAGCUAAAGUUUAUUUGGUGACUAUAGUGUCCCUUUAAAUAUACAUGAAUAGCUAAAAAAAAAUAGGUAUGUAAUAAUAUAAAAAUUAGAUUAAGAUAUUAAAGCUAUUAAGUUGAUGUUAGUGUUCCUUUAAGUUAAAAUGUAUGAAUUAAGUUGUAUUAAGGGGUAGGAGUGAUGCAAAGUGCUUUAUUGAAAGCUAUCCUGUUAGUUCGCUCCUUAUAUUCUACUUUUUUAAAAUUGUUAAAUGGGUGGGGGACAUUAUCCAGGAAAAUGGAUGUUCACCUGUUCACUUCAAUAAUGUAAAAUUACCUGUCUAAUAUUAAGCAAACCCUAAUCAGAUGUAUAGCUUUGCUACUGAUGACAGCUCUAGACUUCAUCAAGCCAAAUGAAUUACUAAGACAAUAGAAGACGUAUUGCCAGCUCAAGUUGCUGCAAGGUGAAAACAGAGCAGCUUUGAGAUAUUAUUCAAAUUAUGUUUUACUAAACAUUAGCCCAGCAAUUUUCCUGAUGGGGAAAGGAAGUGGUCUGAAAUGCAGACCAGCAGAAAACCAGGGCAACAGUUUCAUUCCAAAGUAAAAAAAAAAUAAUUCCUUUUAUAAUGGUGUCUUUGUUCAUUCAUUCCUGCACUUUCGCAGGUUAAACAUGAUUGUACCCAUUUUUGGUCAUUUGGCAUGCAAACUUGUGUGAACCGUGCCCAGAUAUAUCUGAACCAACAGUCAGCCUUAAGAUUUGUAGUGUAACGCCUGAUUCUGUGCGAGUAUACAGUUUUCUGAGAAACAGCAAUAAUAUUCUCCGAAAUUAUUCCCGUCCUCAUAAAGCAAGGUUUCAUACUAGCUUAUACGAGGUGUAAUGAUAUUCAUAACACGGUUUAUGUCUUCUCACACCAGUCCACACAAAUGCCAACUUGAAUUGCUGGGGGCUGCCAUCUUUACUGGCUUAGAAAUUUACGUAGAAGUAGCUGAAGGCAGAAAUGUAUCUUGUUUGUUGUUACAACGUGUUUUUGUUCAAGUAUAUGUUGUAUACUGUAACAGACCGUUUUGCACACAAGAGGUUAAAAGCCGUUUAGGAGAUAUUCCCCUUCCAGAUAUACAGGCAGCUACCAAAGACACCAAUCCGCCGAACAGGAAACCAUAUGAAUGCCGUAAACAGCCUAUACAAAUAGGUUUACACUCCUAGCAGUCAAACUGGAACAGCAUACAAUAAAUCCCCCCAAGAACGAGACAAGGCUCCGUUUUGAAGGUCAAGCAGGAACAGACAGAGCUGUGGGUUUAUUGUUCUUAUGUACACAUUCUUACACAUUAGUACCACCCACAGGGUUUUGGAAAACAACCAAUAAACAUGUACAAUACACUCAGACACUCCCACACAAAAUCCUCCCCUCUGCCUGUGAUACAAUUUCCUUACACAAUGGGUAAUGUAAUUAUCACAGCCAGAGAAAUACAGUUUUUCCACAUUAUUCAUAACUUGAAAAGUAUGCAUCACAUUCACAUACAGAAUCAGCAUACUCCAAAUACAAACAUAUGUCAAAAUCAUCCAAAUUGGUCCAUUGGUUCAAAAGAUAGAUCGAAGUCCUUCUGGCUGUAGGAACGAUCCCGCCGCUUGCCACCAAUGGACCAAUUUGGAUGAUUUUGAUAUAUGUUUGUAUUUGGAGUAUGCUGACUCUGAAAAUGUAAGUUGAAUAUUCGGCGGAUUGGUGUCUUUGGUAGCUGCCUGUAUAUCUGGAAGGGGAAUAUCUCCUAAACGGCUUUUAAGCUCUUGUGUGCAAAAUAGUCCGUUACAUAUACAUUUUAUGUUUGAUCACCAAUGUGCAAGCACUACAAAUCCAGAAGCAAUUUUUUGAAAUCAGUUGUAUAGACGUCCAGGAAGGGCUGGCUAGAGUGGGGUGAGGGCAAUUGCUGCCAAAGUCACUGGCAUACUGGGCAGGAUGAGCUGCAGCUUCAAAGCACCGUUCUUCAGCUGAUUAAAACAGCAUAAUCCUUACAAAGUGGUUAACAGUCAUUCUUUAAAGGGGAACUGCCAUUUUUCAGGAUUCUUAAUAAUAAAAUGUUAGUUUAGUCCCUAUAGUCCCUUUAUUUAGCAAAUAUGUUUUCAUGAGAACUAAAAUAAUCACAUUAAAUUAAGAAAUCUUCGCAUCUAUAAUGGAACUUGGACACUCCAUUUUUUCUGCCAUUGGACAUUAAUUUUGGAAGAGGAUAGAUUGAACAGUUGUUUCUGCUUUCCUCAUUUGCAUUGUGUGCCUUGGCUGUGCCUGGAUCGUACUGAAUUGUGAUGUUAUUUUCUAAAUUGGUUAUAUAGAUUUGGAAAGAAAAUGGAGCAUUUAAUAAAAAAAUGAUUACCAGUUAUAGGAGAUUUCUAUUGUUUUCUUCAAUUAUAUAAUCUCUGGAGAAGAGACAGUCCCUCUUUAAGGCUGGGAAAUCAUACUACUGGGAAUCUAUGAUUUGACUUUCUCUGCACUAAAAAUAAUUCUUUCUGAUUUGUGCUAGAAACUAAAAAAGACAUUUUAGGGUUAUUCACUAAAGUAUUAAUUCAAAGCAUAUUUAAAACUUAAGGCCAAAGUAGCCGAAAUGGAAUUAUAGCUGGCAUAGACAAUGUUUCCAGUUGGGCUAUGUUUACCUUGAAUUUGAAAUCCAUUUUGAAUUCACUUAAAAUUGUCACUUUAUUGAAUAACCCUGACCUGAUGUUAUCAAAGCUUGUGCAAACCGGGGCCCUUUACGAUGACCUUGGUACAAUUUCAAGUAGAGUUAGGCCUUUUAUCUGUGUGCCCCACGUCACUCUUAGAAUUGUUUAGAUAUAUUUCUAAACUGAUAAUUCUAUGACGAGGUCUAUUAGAUUAAAAAUCCAGAUAUUUCAUUUUUUUGGUUCCCUGUAGUGAAAAGCGGUUUGCUCUGUUGAUGAUGCGUCUGUCACUAAAAGAGUUAAAGUCAUGUUGAAAUUCUGGCAGACUGUCUAUAGAGACAAUGCUACAGACAUGCUGUAAACAUUGAAUGAAUUUCAAUGAGCAACUAACUGCGCUUAAAUGGGACAUUUUAAGAAGUCCUGGCAAGUUACAAAAAAAAUCAAACAGAAAAUAAACUUUGUUGAUUUUUUAUCUAAUUUUUAGUGAUGUUUUGUGGAUUUGUUUAAAGUGUAACUAUAUUGCUAACUGUGUAAGUGAACAUUAAUUACAAUUAUAAAAAGUGACUAAUGUUUAAAUGCAUGUAAGUAGAUCGGUCCAUUGUUUGUGCCCCAAAAAGCAUGAACAUACGCUAGUUAUUUACCCCUAAGUAAACAGAUUUUGUACAUAUUUAUCCUUCGUUUUAGCUGAUAUAGCAUAUUGAAUAAACAACAUUAUAGGAACUGUUUUUUAUUUUUGUUAUUGUAGUUAUAACAUGAAUGCAAAAUGAAAAAUGUUAUUUUAUUUUUGUGACUGUGCAACAUUUGCGUAAUGUCUGCGUAAUACUGCCCAACUGUCACCCCUUAAGUAAACUGUAUGUUAAGCCAAAAUAUGGUAUAAAAUACCUAUUAGUGGAGCACUUUACAAAUCUAACCUUUAUAGGUGUUUCUUCAACUUACCUCUCAAAUACAGUAUUGUAGGGAACUUGAAAUUACAUCAAAUGAGAAAAGAAAAAGGAACAAAAUAAUGCAGAUAGUCUAAAAUAGCAAUCAAUUAUGUAGAAAGCAGCUGGAACCACUCACAUGUUCCGGAACCUAUAAAAUAUUAUCUCCGUAAGCUCUAAGGGCAGCAACACACCACUUCCACAGCAAAGUCUCCUCCAAAGGGGAUAUAAGAAGAGAAGCAACUAAUUGUAUUGUACUUAGAAAUUUAAAACUAAUGGUAAGUAUUAAGCUCACCUUAUUAAGAGCCUUCAGUUCUUGGCUUCAGGGCCGCCAUCAGGGGUUGAACGCUGACGGUUGUCGCGGGCCCAGUGGCCCUGUAGGGCCCGGGCACCAUGUGUAGUGGCGGACAAGGGCCCGCACGCUGAUAGGGACCCAGUCUGCGUUGUGGCUGUGUAAUAGCGCGACCAGGCCCCUUUAAAAAUGCCAGCCGCACCGCAAGUAAUGCUGGGAGGAAGUGACAGCCAGUCACUUCCUCCCAGCUCACUCCGCACGGGAAGGAGGAGGCAGAAUGGAGAUCUCCCAUCAGCUCCAGCCACCCUCCUGCAACAAAAAGGUAAGAAACAGGAGGGUGGCUGAAAAAUGAGAUGUGUAUCUGUAUGUAUGUCAGUAUGUAUGUAUGCAUGUGUAUGUAUGCAUGUAUGUAUCUGUAUGUAUGUGUGUAUGUCAGUAUGUAUGUGUGUGUAUGUCAGUCAGUAUGUAUGUAUGUAUGUGUCUGUAUGUCUGUGUGUAUGUCAGUAUGUAUGUCAGUAUGUAUGUAUGUGUCUGUAUGUGUGUAUCUGUAUGUAUGUGUGUAUGUCAGUAUGUAUGUAUCUGUAUGUAUGUGUGUGUAUGUCAGUAUGUAUGUAUGUGUCUGUAUGUCAGUAUGUAUGUCAGUAUGUAUGAAUGUGUGUAUGUCUGUAUGUAUGUCAGUAUGUAUGCAUGUAUGUCAGUAUGUAUGUGUCUGUAUGUAUGUGUCCUAUGACAGUAUGUAUGUCUGUAUGUCAGUAUGUAUGUCAGUAUGUAUGCUGGUGUCUGUAUGCAUGUGUGUAAAUCAGUUUGUAUGUAUGCAUGUGUGUAUGUCAGUAUGACAGUAUGCAUAUCUGUAUGUCAGUAUGUAUGUAUGUCAGUAUGUGUGUAUGUCUGUAUAUAUGUAUGUCAGUGUGUAUAUAUGAAUGUGUCUGUAUAUAUGUGUGUAUGUCUGUAUGUAUGUGUCUGUGUGUAUGUCAGUAUGACAAUAUGUAUGUAUGUAAGUCAGUAUGUAUGUCUGUAUAUCAGUAUGCAUGUCUGUAUGUCAGUAUGUGUAUAUAUGUCUGUCUGUAUGUAUGUGUGUGUGUGUCAGUAUGUAUGUUUGUAUGUAUGAAUGUUUGUCUGUAUGUCUGUAUGUAUGUAUUAUGUGUCUGUAUGUAUGUCAGUAUUCAUGUAUGUGUCUGUAUUUAUGUCAGUGUGCAUGUAUGUCUGUCUGUAUGUGUGUGUGUGUGUGUCUGUAUCUCUUUAUGCAUGUGUGUAUGUGUCUGUGUGUCACUAUGUAUGUCUGUGUGUCUGUAUUUGUGUGUGUGUAUCUGUUUCAGUAUGUGUGUCUGUUAGUAUGUAUGUGUGUGUGUGUGUCAGUAUGUGUGUAUCUGUGUCCUUUUGUAUCAGUGCAUGUGUCUGUGUUUGUGUCUGUGUAUCUAUUCCUGUGAGCAGGAUUUGGAGGCAGCCCCUGGGGGGCGGGCUUAGAGGAAGGCCCCAGAGGCCCCAGGCCUUGAGCUGUGUUAGGGGACCCAAAAUUUCUGAUGGCGGCCCUGUCUGGCUUUAACGGUAAUAGGCAGGGUGCCAAAUUGCUGGUGAUGGCACCACCCUAAUGAAGAUUUUCAGAGGCUUCAAAAGACUUUUGGAAUGAUAUAUACAAUUUAUUUAUUACAAAUAAAAAACAUAUAUAGUAAAUGCUAUGAAAGAUAAAGAGUCCAAUAAAAAGUCCAAAUUGCUUAGUUUAAGAGAGUUUAAGAGAGCUAAGUUUAAAGGACCACUCUAGGCACCCAGACCACUUCAGCUUAAUGAAGUGGUCUGGGUGCCAGGUCCAGCUAGGAUUAACCCAUUUUUUUAUAAACAUAGCAGUUUCAGGGAAACUGCUAUGUUUAUAAAUGGGUUAAUCCUUCCUCCAAAGCCUCUAGCGGCUGUCUCAUUGACAGCUGCUAGAGGCGCUUGCGUGCUUCUCACUGUGAAAUUCACAGUGAGAGCACGCAGGAGUCUAUAGGAAAGCAUUGUACAUGCUUUCCUAUGCGACCGGCUGAAUGCGUGCGCAGCUCUUGCCGCGCGUGCGCAUUCAGCCGAAUGGGAGGAGAGGAGGAGGAUCGGAAGAGGAGAGCUCCCCGCCCAGCGCUGGAAAAAGGUAAAUUUUUACCCCUUACCUCUCCCCAGUGCUGGGCGGGAGGGGGGCCCUGAGGAUGGGGGCACCCUCAGGGCACUAUAGUGCCAGGAAAACAAGUAUGUUUUCAUGGCACUAUAGUGGUCCUUUAAGUGAGUUCUUUUAAGAGAGCUAACAGAAGCUCCUAGCAGAAGCUUCAGUUUGUCAUACCAGAACAAGAAAGGCUGGGGCUGGCGCUCAGUAAACACCAGGUAAGAAAUCUAAUCAUUAGAAAGUUGUUUAAUUACUUACUUUGUGGUAAGCCAGGGUACACCUGACACCAUAACCACUACAACACACUGUAGUGGUUAUAAUCAUUGGAAUGUUCUUUUAAAUACUUAACUAAGCAAUUAUACAAGUCAGGGCCGCCCUAUCCAUUGGCCUGAGUAAGGCCAUGGCUCCAGGUGGCACUGUGCAGGGCUUGGGCCGGCACUACCUUAGGGUGCACCGGCCCGGUGGGUCCUGGAUCCGGCUGACCAGCAGAAGGGGAGUGCACUGCACAUCUUCUUAUAUUUUCAAUAUGAACAAUUUAGUUGCAUUUUAAUAUUUCUCUGCAUAUUUCAAAGUAUUAUGCUUUAUAUUAAAAGUGAAAGACAAGAAAUAAGAAAUAGUGGUUUGGUUUGAAGAAAAAAAUAAAAGUAAAGUUUAUUGCCUUUGUAUAAAGCAGAGGUAAGACUCAACCAUAAAUAUGUGUGUGGUUUGAGUACCUGUCCACAAGAAGAACUUUAUGGGUUUUUGGAACAUGUGCAACACCAAUAUUCAGGGCUUCUCUAAGGAAUUUUGCCGCCCCAGGUAAAAAAACAAACAAAAAAACUAACUAUGCCCAUGGUGUGACAUCACAGUGCCCCACCCAUACAAUUCUGGGGUUCAGUAGGGAGCUGCUGGGACCAUGAUGCGCAUUGACUGUGCAGCUCCAUGAAGCUCCAUUCUGAUGCCGAGGCUCGGGUAAUAUCACAUCGCAGAUGCCGCAUACACACUGUUCUUGUUUUUAUUUACAUCCUCACACCUGAUGAUUGUCCCUUACUGUCCAUUACUAAAUUAACCAUGCUCCCUACUCAAUAUACAUUCUAAUUUUCUAUGUCAAUUAAACUCUUCUCUCCCCAAACUAGAUCCUCACAUUGCCCUGCAAUUAACACCUCUCCCAAUCUAGAACCCCUAAUUUAUCUGAAAUUUACCCCCUCUCCCAAUCUAAAACCCCUAAUUUAUCCCUUUUACAUGAAACUUACCCCCUCUUCCUACCUUCCCUCAAUUUAGCUGGUAAACCUCUUCAAUAACCCUGUUUACAUACUUGUUUUUCCCCUCUCGUUUUGCCCUAGACACAUAAAGAGACAAGCUAACACAGAAACACACAUCACAUAUUUACACAAUGAUACAGACACUGCACUUGAUAUUCCAAUAUAAAAACAUAAGGAGUCAGACAUUCACACACACACACACACACACACUGCACUUGAUAUUCCCAUAUAAACACAUAAGGAGUCAGACAUUCACACACACACACACACACACACACACACACACACUGCACUUGAUAUUCCCAUACAAACACAUAAGGAGUCAGACAUUCACACACACACACACACACACACACACACACACACUGCACUUGAUAUUCCCAUACAAACACAUAAGGAGUCAGACAUUCACACACACACACACACACACACACACACACACACUGCACUUGAUAUUGCCAUAUAAACACAUAAGGAGUCAGACAUUCCCACACACACACACUAUUUGCUGCCAUCCUUUAAGUUGCCAUCCAUCUUUGGGUCUGCCUGGGUAGCCAGUACAGCUAGCAACCCACAGCAGGCACCCCCUGUGAAUUAGAGCACUAGGCCACAACCGAAGUGGUCAAAUGGAAGCACCAGCUCUGCCAAUAAUAAAGGGAAUGGAGGAUCCUAAUUAUGAAAAACAGCAAGAAAAAUGAUAUAAUUUAAUGUUUACAUUAGACAAAAGUAACGUGAUAACUUGAUAUAAAUGUAUAAAAUAUUAACAGAAACUGAAUAAUAAAAUGUUAUUGAGACUCAAGCACUGGAUAUUUCUUCGAAAGAAAUGGCAAAGUAUUUUUAUAGUCAGAUUGUCACAUUCGAGAAGGAAUCUAACCCCCCCUCCACCCCCAAGUGGAAAUAUCGUCAAAGGGAUAGACUGCUUUGAAACAUUGAUGUUUGAAAGAUUGAACUUGAUAGAUGCUGUUUCUUUUCAACCUGGAAUACAUCGUAACACUUAGAUCAGUGAUCUAGAACAGGAUCCAUUUAUGGAACAAGGACUAGAGGCAGCAAAAUGUAAAUCUUAAACCAGUCAUGUAUAUUCUAUGGUUCACACGGCAUUGCUACAAGAGCACUAAUAAAGGAUAUCUUAUGCCAACUCAAUGUCUUUUCUUUUUCAGACAGGAAUGGGGUGGUUUAAAAAACCCCAAAAGCCUAUCGAUAUAAUUAAUUUACGACCACUAUUGUGGUUGCUGCCUUAUAGUGCAGAAUAGUGUUAUUGUUCAUUUGUACCCCAUAACCUCUUUUUCCGAUGUUCUCUUUUCUCCAGAGCAUUGUAAAUGUAAACCCAUGAAAGCGUCUCAAAAGACAUACAUCAAGAACAAUUACAAUUAUGGUAAGUAUCAAAGCAUACAAAAGAUUUUCUUUUUCUCAACAGGAUUAUAUGUAUGGAUUUGUCCUUUUGCCUUUCAUCGCUGAAAAGCUGCAGUAGAUGAAUAAAGUGCUAAUUAUGUUAUUUCAGGUCAAACGAGCAAACAAGGAGUCACAACUUUGUGAUCUAACGCAGCCCACCCACCGCGCACUUUAGGACAGACCAUCAUUUUUAUUGCCAUUAAAUACAUUCCACGUACAAAGCUUUUAAGAAGUUUAAUUACCCAGUUAAUGUAUUCAAAUCAUACUAACAUACAGCCCAAGUGAACUAUUAUACUGUUGUUGCGUAUAUAUAGUUCUCUACCUGCAGUGUCUCACAGCCUUAGUUUCCAUUCAUCAAAAAGUCAUCCGAUCCUUUUGUCCGUACAAGGUUGAUGAAAUAAAUGCAAUUAAAUGAAUCUAAUGACAUCUAAACAGUAGGGUUUUCUGGGAAGCUAGCUGAAAGUUUAAUGUUGCUUUCCCAAGUAAUUACUUUGAUAUAGUUGUAUGUGCUGAUUUGUACAUUUUAUUCCUGUAUUUAUAUAUCUCUGAUAUGAUAGUACCAUUAUUCCUUUUGACUUUAUAAUGUUGUUAUGACUAAUUCAUGUUCAUACUGUUUUUAUGUCAAGUAAUUCGAGCAAAAGUUAAGGAGGUCAAAGUAAAAUGCCAUGAUGUCACUGCUGCCGUAGAAGUGAAGGAGAUUCUGAAAUCGUCAUUAGUGAAUAUCCCUAAAGAUACAGUGACAUUGUAUGCCAACUCUGGCUGCAUGUGCCCACAGCUGGUAGUCAACGAGGAAUAUAUUAUCAUGGGCUAUGAAGACAAAGAGCGUACCAGGUAAGACAGCAUUUUAAUAGAUAUAAAGUAACGUUAAAGGGACACUGUAAUCACCAGAACUACUACAGCUUAUUGCAUUUGUUCUGGUGAGUAUAGUCAGUCCCUGCAGGCUUUUUGCAGUAAAUAAUUUAUUUUCAGGAAAAAGGCAGUGUUUUCAUUACAGCCUAGGGAUAUCUCCAUUGGCCACUCCUCAAAUGGCAACUAGAGGUGCUUCCUGUGACAGUGCUGCACACUGUGCAGUACUGCCAUUCAGUGUCUCCAACCUUUGCAUAGAGACACUGAACCCUCCUCUUGAGGUGCAUUGAUUCAAUGCAUCUCUAUGAGGAGAUGCUGAUUGGCCAGGGUGGCUUUGUAUUCCGCCCCCUGCCUCAUCUCAUUGGCAAUCUCAGUCAACCUAAUGCGUUCCACUUCUGAUGAUGUCAGCCAAGGAGGCAGGAAAUCAGUACCAGCAGACUGGAAUAAAGUUAAGAUUUUACUAUAUUUAGGGGGUAGGAGGGCUAGAUAGGGAUUUUAUCACUAUAGGGUCAGGAAUACGUGUUUGUGUUCCUGACCCUAUAGUUUUUCUUUUAUAGUGUGAAGUCAGGUUGAUAGAUAUAUAUAUCACUGUUAAAUCCAUAUCAGCAUUGCAAAUUCAUAAUCUACACAAAUUAUAUACCCUUUAACUAACUCACUGAGUAAAAGUUUACCAGGCAACAACUGUGUGUGUUAAACAGAUCCUUUUCAACAGGGAUGUUCAUACCAAUCAUUAGACUUGUGCAUUCAGUUCCAAUGAAUUGUGACUUGUGUAAAUGUUUGGGGGUCAGCGAGACGUCCGGAUUCCGUAACUCUGAAUCGCCAUAUAACCGAAUCAUGAAACAAAUGAAAUGGGGACUGGGUGAGCUGUUUCAUUUAUUUUGUGAUUCAGAGUUCUAUCUCUGGCGCCAAAAAAAGAGUUGAUUAAUGGGAAAAAAUUAUGAUAUAUGUUGCAGUACACUGAUAGGUUUAUUUCUCAUGCCAUUUGGUUCACAGGUCAAGGGAUAAGUGACUAAUAGAGCGACACAUUAUAUAAAUAAUAUUUAUGUAUUAUGUAUUUAAUAAACAUAUAAUAUAUAAAUACAGAUUUAUUUGUUUACUGCUGCUCCUAUUUUUCUCUCUGUUUGUUACUUCUGACCUAAUCUGUGAACUAAAUGGCGUGAAAAAGAGCUUAUUGGUGUAGUGCAAAAUAUAUAAAUAAUAUUGAUAUAAUGUAUAUAUUUUUUAAUACACUAAUAGGUGCAUUUUCACAUCGUUUUGGUUAGUCUGAAUUAUUUUUCCUAAAACAAAAUUCGAACAGAAACACCACAUAGACACUGUGCACACGUCUACCAAUCACUACUGGUAUCCGGUACCAAUAGUUUUAUCAAUACACUCAUUUGAACUAAUCAUUCUAUUAGAUCUCUUAGUUCUUACAGCACUGAUUUUAAAAUCCUCAAAACCUUAUAUUGAGUGUAUUUAGGAAAAAUAACCCCGCUCAAAAACCUGCUACAUGCUGGGUUACUCACUAAAAUGAGAAUUAUUGGGAAAUCAAAAUGAAUUUAAAAUUUAAGGCCAACGUAGUGAAACUGGAAAAAUGGCUAACUUGGAGAUUUUUCCCAGAUCGCUAUUUUGGAAGAAAUCUAGAAUUCAAAUUGAAUUGUCAAUGAUUCUUCCUUUAGUGAAUCACGUGGUUAGUAAUUGUAGAAUAUUGCAUAUUCUAUGUUUCUAUUGAUUAUAUAUAUGGAUGUGUGGAUUGACAUAAGUAACAGAUGGUAUCAAUAAGUCACAAGGCUUUCUUUGUCCGAGAGCUCUGGAAUGUGGAUUCGGGGGUUUUGUCCUUAUAUGGCUAGAGUUAUAUGCUGACGUUACUAUUAGCACUUCUAUAUAGUAACAGAGGGACACGAGGUCUCGCAGUCUUAGUCCUGUCUUGGCUUGGCUCUGUACAACGAUGUAACUCUCCCAUCAGAAGUCCAGCAAUUACCAUCUGCUGUUGAAUGUCUAUAAUCCUGUAACAUCAUUUAUUAUGCUUUAUUAUGUAUCCGUAACAAAGAAUAAACCAGAAGAAACCGUAAGUUAGAUUGCGUAUUACUACUUUUCAAUAAUAUAGACAUAUAUUAUUGUGGCGAGCAUUUGGCCCAAGAAUAUAUAUACAAAAGACGUAUAUAUAUCAAUCAACUGAAGACAAGAAGAAAUUAAGAAAGAGUCUACAUUAACAUCCAUUCAUCUAGUUUUUUACAGUAAUGAUAUGUUUAGCCUAAACAGCUAUAAUACCAUGAUGUUUGCUCAUCGUUGCAUUUAAAUCGGAAAGUAUUAAACCCAAGUCAAAUAGGUGUACAUCUAUAAAUAUGAUGACUCGCUAUAAUUAACAGAUUAAAUGACAAUUCACAUUUACCAAUAUUUUAUGUGACGGAAAACGAAGCACAGACUGUGUAGUCCACAUCAUCAUAUGACACCAAUAGGCUACCCGUGACAUUGUUUGAUUUACGUACACAUUCAUAUGGAUUUGAAAGCCAGGUUGGAUAAAGAAAUAGUAGGUGAAUUAGAGUUCAGCCAAAACAGAAGCAUCUUUCUAUGAGGGAGUGAGUCUUUACUUAAACUGGUACAAUUAUUCUAGUGUCCUCAUGCUGAACCAGGUAUGUAGAAUCAGUUAGUAAAAGAUUAAUAGCUGAAAAUGGAGACAAUGUCAGAAACAUUACAAGCUAUAAGAUUACAUCAUGGGAGAGAUUUAUCAAGACAUCAACUUGUUACUCAUAGGUUCUACAGUACAAAUAGAUUAAUGGCAAGGCACUUGGCGUGAUUAAGAUGGAAUGCUUCCAGUUUCGUUCUUAAAGGGACUCUAUAGACACCAAAACAACUUUAGUUUUAUUAAAGCAGUUUUGGUGCAUAGAUCAUGCAGUCUUACUGCUCAAUUCUCUGCCAUUUAGAAGUUUGAUCACUUUUGUUUCUGUUUAUGCAGCUCUAGGCACACAUUCCGCGUGUUUCAUUUUCAGUCUUACAGCACAGUGUGUUUACUUUAGAAGUGUUUAUCUCCUGUUCUGUUAACUGAACUUUAUUUACACACAAGAGGCUCUUGCUGGCUCUAGCCAGCUAAUCACAGAGCAGUAGGUAAGAAAUGAUAAUUUAACAGACUGUGCAAUAAAGGAUGUUUAAACAUCAGGUCUCUCUUCACAUUAAGUGUGUAGGGAGACUGUGCAGGUCACAUGCAGGGAGGUGUGACUAGGGCUGCAUAAACAAAGUGAUUUUACUCCUAAAUAGCAGAUAAUUAAUCAAUUAGACUACAGGGGCAUGAUCUAUACACCAAGAACACUCCAUUAGGCUAAAUUUGUUUUGUUGCUUAUAGUGUCCCUUUAAGAUUUGUUUGUUGUAAUGUGCAAAAAGUGCUGCGAUUAAAUACCACCACAAACUAAAACUUAUCAAGUUUCAAACUCUAAAUGAAUGCCAUCAAUAUGGGUCAAUCUGAAAAACAUUAAAAAUCUAAGAACAAGUCUCUUGGGUAUUCCCAAUUUUGGAACGUUUCUCAGUGUUAAAGAAAAGCCCCAUUUUGUUACGCAGUAUCUUCUUAUUUACAUUCUUUAAAUAUCCAGUUUGAUUUAGGUGUUAACUGAUAUUCACAAAUAUUACUCAUAUUGUUUUAAUCAAGUGUAUUUGUUCUCUCAUUUCUAACGCAGGCUUCUCUUGGUGGAAGGGUCUCUUGCUGAAAAAUGGAGGGAUCGUCUAGCUAAAAAAGUUAAGGUAUGAUCACAACAUAUUUUAUAUUAGUAUCAAGCCAGUGAGAUUAUCACUUUAACCAACCCUAAGGGCAGUAUUUAAAAUUGUGUUGGAUAUGGCAAUGAAUGUAGAAUGCACUGCAUACCACAUGCAAUACUUAUAAAACCAGUUAUGCCCCAGUCUGAAGGAUUCUGAUUGUAUUAACUUGUAUUCUCAUUUAUUCAACUCUCUCAAACAUGUUCUGCGUGUGAUAUUUUUUGUCCAUGUCUCACUAGUCUCCAAGAAGGAUUAUAAAGUACAUCAUUAUAUAAUCAUUAUAAAGGCUUCUCAGCUAAAGGGGCGACAGUAUCAGCCACCUUUAACUUUAAGGACACAAUUCUAUCCUCUAUUCUCUGAACAAAGGAGUAAAUAAAUACUCAGAACACUGUGGCCUCUAAUCAAUAAGCUUUCCAAAUUAUUCAAUACUGUUAGAAUUUUUUUUCCAAACGAUUUCUCUACCAAAAUUCCCUUUGACUUUAUUGGUAAAUUCUGCAAAGAAAUAAUUUGAAAUGUUUUUCUAACAGUAUUGAAUCAUUUGUAAAGCUUAUUAAAUUGAGGCCUAAAAGGAGUGUCGAGGUUACCCGCCUCACAGUAUCACUGGAAUAUCUUUGAGAUAGAAAUGUAGCACUAGUACAAUGUAAUAUUUAUACAUUUACCAGUUCUCCUUUGGGGAACAUCCCUUAAAUGUAGCCAUUUAUCAUCUGUUUGGUUAUAGGCUAGUUAUUCGGCACUCCAGAUGUUUUGGACUACACCUCCCAUAAUGCUUUGCCAGCAUUAUGGCUGUAAGAGCAUUAUGGGGGAUGUAGUCCACAACAUAUGGAGUGCCUAAGGUUGCCUAUCCCUGGGCUAAAUAUUUAACCAUGGAAGACAUAGGAAACCUUGUCCUUGUACUUUAAUCUCUUUUCUUCACAAAUAGUAUACCAAGUGGUGUGCAAGACACCCGCAGACUUACAAAACACAGGAACAGCACACACAGAUAAAAAAUAUAAUUUCAUUUUACAACGCUACUUAAAUCACCUCUCUUUGGAGACAAAUAUAGGGAUUCAGUUUCACCAUAUGGCCAUAUUUGGGUUACUGAGCAGUUUGCUAUUUAUUACAGUAAUAUUAUUAAUAUUAUUUGCUAUUAGCACAGAGACAACAUAUUUCUCUGCUUUUAAGAAUGCAUAUACAAAAAAAUCAGGUACAUUUAAAAAACACAUUUUAGAAACAAGAAAUAUGGAUUAUAACUACACUUAUAGACAUGUUAUGAGUGUUUGCUGAUAAUACCAGAGUUAUUGAACAGAUUAAACACAUGAAUUCAUGCACUGAUGUGAACUUUUAUCCUUUUUCAGCGUUGGGAUCAAAAACUCCGUCGUCCCAGAAAGACCAAAGCCCCUGCUGCUCAAACCACCAAUAAAAACGGGAACUCAAGACAAACGUCUAGUUAGACUAACAGAGAGGUGUCUGUAAAAUUCUGUGGACUUUUGUACUGAGAUUUGCAAUGUUGGAGCAUCAAAGAAGAAAUUGCACUACUGCACGUUAUAAUCUAUUGUUUACUGCAAAAUCUUGUCAGAAUUGAUUGUAGUUUUUUUCUCUCUUUUAUAAUUAUAUUUUGCACGAGUUCCUUCAAAAUGGAUUUAUUCCUCUUCUAGUAAUGUAAGAUUUGCUUUGACUUGUUUUAAAGGGACAUUUUUAAGUCUCAUAACCACUACAGACCAUUGCAGUGGUUUUAGUACAAGUGUUUGUCUGCCAUUCCCCCAUAUUUUUACCAUAUAGUUUGAGUGUUUGUCAAAAACAUAAGUCUCUCUUUGCACCUUCCUCGGCCCCUCACUUAUCAACAUAAUGGUCCCUCAACUUGUUCAGAUAAUGUGUAAAGUAUAUUCUGCAUUAUCAAUUUAACUGAAUAUGGCAAUGAUAGGACGCGUGGUUAGACAAUAAAUUUGAAAUUUAAAGGGUCACCCCAGGCCCCUAAAGUACUUUAGCUCGCUGAAAAUCUUUAUGUGUAAAGAGAGUGUGUCCUAUUUUUUUCUAUGGCAAAUAAGUGCAGAUUUCAAUAGAAACUGAUACAUUUAUAAAUUAACCGGGUUACACCCCUUGGCUUUCAAGCAGAUAACAGGUCCUGUUACUUCCUGGUUUAGUUAGCUCAGUUCAGCUAAACCCAGGAGGCAGCAAUUGCUCAGAACAUCUGCCUUGCAAAGACUUCUGGGAAGUUUGUGAUUGGACAGACACAGAAAGUCUGGGCGGGAUUAGAAGGUGAAGGCGUGCAAGGGCUGCAGAGAAGAGAUCUGCAGGUUUUGCAAGCUGUUUUUAGAUAUACCCACAAUGGAAAAAUGCAUAAUUAUGUGCAUGCAUGUUUUCAUUUUGGGUAUAUCUACUAAACAAUGAUCUUUACUUAUGGGCAGUGGAAUGUCCUUUUAAUUCCACAUUCUCAGUGGCAGUCAGUAAAUGUAGAGAUAUCAGAAGUAAAAGGCACAGAAAACAGAUCAAGGUAUUAAAAGCACGUAAAAAGUGGGUAUACAGGGGAUAAAAAUAGUGGGAUUAAAAAUAAAAAAGGUAAUUAACCCCUUAAGGACACAUGACGGAACUAUUCCGUCAUAAUUCCAUGUUAUUCCAGAAGUUGUGUCCUUAAGGGGUUAACAGUGCUACAGUGGGAGUAAAAGUAUAUGUAGAAAUUAGUGGAUGAAGCCACAGUUAGUUAAAUAAAAAAGAUAGCUCUAAAACUGGAGGUGGGGGGAGAUCACCACUCCUCUCUAAGGUAACAGGUAAAACAGUAUCACUUAUAAUAAAAUAAGAUGAAGGUGACACAUAUUACUAAAAUAGUUUAUUUUAUUCAAAUUAUCCUAAUUUAGCUCCUGGACACCUCUCAUCUUAUUUUAUUAUAAGUGAUACUGUUUUAUCAGUAAAUGUAGAGAGACCCCCAUUCUUUGAUAAACAAUUGGAAAAGAAUUUGGCAAAAAAUAUGGGGGAUGGCACACGAAGACUCUUUGCCCUAUAGACACUACAAUGAUCUGUAGUAGUUAUGGUACUUAUAGCACCCUUAUAGUUUACCAUGAUAAUCUAUUCUUAUACUAAUUUGUUUGGAUUCAGUUUCAGUAGAAGAGGGAAAAUUCACUACACUGGGUUUUAGAGAAGUUGACAACCGACUUCCAAGAUUUUGGGGCAAAAUGGCAGAGUUGUGAAAUUCACUUCUUAGUAAAUAGCCCCCUGUGCACUGUCAAAGAGAUAAUGUGGCCGUGACAAAUGCAGUGACUACAGCGGGUUGAAUCAGUUAGUGUUUUGGCCUCAGUAAAUAUCAUCAAUGUAACUAAAUAAUUUUUCCACUAUAUCUGAGAAAACAGGAGAGCAAUCCUCAAUUUAAAAAGAUGCCCCAGGCGGGAUUUGACCCAUUCAUUUUAAUGUAUUAUAUAGAUGCAACGUUAACAAUGUGCAAAGAGAUUAAAUAAAAAAAAAAUCUAUAGCAUUGCAGAGCUUAUCAAAUAAAUAUAGAUUUAUGGGCACGGUAGAGGAUUCUAGGAGUUUUAGUUAAAUUUACAGCAUUCUACUCAAGAAAGCUAAGUGUUUUUGGAUCAGAAAUGUAUGUUCAGGGAGAUGUUAAAAUGUUGAGCUAACAAAGCAAACUAAUUAUUAUUUUCUAUAAAAAAGAAAAAAAACACAAAAAAACACCAGACAUGACUGACUGUAACCUAACCUACACAUUGCAGCUACUAUAUGAUUGUCUGGAGUUGCCCUUUAAAGGGACACUGUAGGCACCCAGACCACUUCAGUUCGUUGAAGUGGUCUGGGUGCUGUGACCCUUUUGCACCUAGUGCUGCAAUGUAAAACAUUGCAGUUCCAGAGAACAGCAAUGUUGAAAUUGCAGCUCUAAGUCUGCCCUGUGUGGCUGUCUACCAGACAGCCGCAGAAGGACUUCCGGAAUUCAAAUGGACUUUUGGUCCGUUAUCUGACGCUGGACGUCCUCACGCUCUGCAUGAGGACCUCCAGCGUUAGAUUUUCCCCAAAGAAAAGCAUUGCAUAAUGCUUUCCUAUGUGGAGGUCUAAUAUGCUGACGUCGCCGGGGGAAGAGCAUGGGCGGAGCCUGACCCAGCACCGAAGGACAUCGGCGCUGGAUACAGGUAAGUGGCUAAAGGGGUUUUAACCCCUUCAGCACCACGGGAGGGGGUGGGGGGGGGCCUAUUAAACCUAUAGUGCCAGGAAAACAACUUUGUUUUCCUGGCACUAUAGGAUCCCUUUAAAUGUAUUGGUAUUCCAUUUUGGAAUAGGACAGAAUAGACUGUCAUAGACUGUCAUUGGCCUUUAUAGGGUAUAAGGGCAUUUGCAAGUUGAAAAGUUUGGGGAUUUAAGAAAGAUGGUAAAGCCAAUUAAAUAAAACAGACACACACACACACUUUUUUUUUAAACCUUUCAUUAUUUUAAAUGAAACAGAUCGACAUGAUGGAUGUCGGGGAUUAUUCUAUCGAACACCCUAGUAAAUAUACAUAGAUAAGACUUAACAAUAAAGAAAACAUGAAUUAGAGGUAGCAUGAUCGGUUCCAAAUAAGUAAUAUAGAAAAAAUGGGAAAAUAGGAUAAAUUAUACAAUUAAAAAUGGAGGGCUCCCACAAUGGAUAUGUAGUGAAUACCAGUUUGUCAGUUUAAAGUUCUUGCAAAUAAAAGCCUUAUGCAGAUAGUCUACAGACUGGAUGUAGAACCCAUACAGAUAAAUUACUACAUUACCUGCAUUGUGAGGCCUCUAACCAGGCUAGUUGAAAACACAUGAGCUAAUUUGGACUGGCGGAGCAGUGAAGGAACACUCCGGGCACUACAAUAAUUCAUCGGAAUGUGUGAAAAUUCAGUAUUAUAUUGAGUUACACUUACCAGUGUAGAUAUCCCCUGAACGGUCCAUUUUUGGUAUUUUUCCUGGAACUGAAGGGAGCCUCCAGGCACCAAAGCAACUUUAUCUGAAUUAAGCUGUUAUGGUGCCAGGAGGUUCCUGGAGCCGGCUUACCUCUAGGGGUUAAACCAUUCAUGAAUGGUUUAAUCCCAAAGACUUCUCUCCAGCAUCGUUUAGAUCUGUGCUGUCCUUCCGCUUCUCUCAGUUUUUUCAAACAGGAAGCCUCGGGCUGCAUUAGGCAGGGGCACCACUGAUUGGCUGAGAGCGUCAACUGAUUCAUUUAUAGAAAUGACUUGAGAAAUAUAAGUACAUUUCUCAAGCCGUUUGGGGGUUCAUUUUGGUGCCAUAAAAAUAAUACUGAAAACAGACAAGGAUGGGAAGUGUAAAAAUGACUCAAUAUAAGAUUGAAUUUCGACUCAGAAAUCUCUUAUCCGAGAACAGGCCAAUAAACAAUCGAAUAACUUUUAAAUUCAGUCUGUGUUGAGGGGGGGGGGGGGGUGGUGAUUAGGCACGUAAGGCACGCAACCUGUUUUGUACACUGUUCUGUUAAAAAAAUAAAUACAAGCAGGAAAGUAAUAUAUUCUAUUUAUUCCUUGCUUCCUUAAAGGAAGACUUUGGAAUAAAAACGAUUAGCUAUAUUAAUGCAUUCUAAACAUGGUGCUUUUAAAAUGCAACAAAAAAAAACUGAAUUGAAAAAUAAAAAAUGUAUUUGGACAAAAUGACAGGCAACCUGGAUGCUCCUACUAUCUGUCUUAUUGACAGCUCUGAGGGGAGGGGCCAUCUUAGAGUUAAAGUAAUUCUUACACAUCGCUGCAGUUCAAAACCACUCUUAGAGCUGACAGUUGGCUUAGGAGACUCUGAACCAUAGUAAUAAAUAUACAUAUAUUUUUAAAUUUCUUUUUUAGGCAAUCUUUUUGCAAAACUUAAAUAUUGAGCUUUUUUCUAAACAAAAGAUUUCAUGCAUUAAAAUUUCACAUUAAAUUAUCUUGUACUAUAAAAUUCAAUCCCUUAACUACCAAAAUUAUGUAUACAUGUUUUUAAUUUCAGAUUGCAUUGCCAAAGAAUGCAAUACAAGUUUAGCCCAUAAAACCUCACUUCUUUUUGAGGUUAUAGUUAUUUUUCUGCAAUGUUUCAUUCUGUCCAUGUGCAGUAGAUAUAACUAUAAGGUUACAAAAUUAAUUGAUCAUACAUUAUAGCAGUCAGAGAGUGCUCAAUGUCAAUCAGUACAGAACAGAAAUUAUUUGUAAGGUGGUACUCCAUUGGGCAAAUCCACAUGCAAUAGUUUGGUAUAACUUUACAACUAUAUAUAUAUAAGAAUAAUGUUUGUGUUUCCUUAAAGGGACACUAUAGUCACCAAAACAACUUUAGCUUAAUGAAGCAGUUUUUUGUGUAUAGAUCAUGUCUCUGAAGUUGCACUGCUGAAUUAUCUGUCAUUUAGGAGUUAAAUCACUUUUGUUUCUGUUUAUGCUGCCCUAGUCACACCUUCCUGCAUGUGACUGACACAGCCUGCAUGCAAAAAUUGUUUCAUUUUAAAUAACAUGUUAACUUCAAAUAGUUUAUCUCCUGAUCUGUAAAUUGGACUUUAAUUACAUGCUGGAGGCUCCUAAAGGCCUAGGAAGCUAUUAACAGUUCAGGAGAUAAAUAAUUCUAAAUUAAACUGAAUUUGCAAUAAAUCAAGUAUAAACAUUAGAUGACUCUUUACAGGAAGUGUUUAGGAAGGCUGUGUAAGUCACAUGCAAGGAGGUGUGACUAGGGCUGUAUAAAGAAAGUGAUUUAACUCCUAAAUUGCAGAGAAUAGAGCAGUGAGUCUGCAGGGGCAUGAUCUACACAUCAAAACUGCUUUGUUAAGCUAAAGUUGCUUUGGUGACUAUAGUGUCCAUUUAAAGCUGCACUGCUGCAUAAGUAAAAUUACUUACUAAUAUCCAUGAAUCAAACAUUUUAAUUGUAUGCAUUCAUACAAUUUAUUUUCUUUUUCUUUCUAAAUUCUUUAUUUAAAAUUUCAUUGCAUAUGAAGAUGUACAUGCGGUCUGGACAAGAACCACAUCCAGAGGUAAAUCUCUCUGCAGAGCCCUGGAGGCGGGUUGGUUGAUCUUGGUCCACAGUGGAGAGAUGUUAAUGCACUCCCACCACAUGUGGAUAUAAGUACCCUUUUCUCCGCACCCUUUCCAGCAUUGGUCGGUGUCCGACCUGUGCAUUUGUUUGAGUCUUAGUGGGGUGAGGUACCAUUGGAACAUGGUUUUAUAGGCCUGUUCCCUAUGAUUGCCACAUAUGGUGAGCGAAGCCGUGGCCUCCCAGAUGUCCCCCCAGUCCGUGGAGUCCCCGGGGGCCCAGGUACCACUCCCAAGUCGACAUGUAAGAGAAGGCCCCUGGGUGUGUUUUAUACCAGCAGGUUAUAUAUUGUUAAGAUUUGGCCUUUUUGUAUGGGUGCCUGUAUACACAUUUUUUUCGAAUGUGGUGAGUGUGGCUGUUGCGGUCGUUCUAGUGGUUGGUGUGUUGAGAUAGCUGCAAAUUUGAAAGUAUCAGAAGUGAUCAAAUGUUAUGAGCGGUGUGUUCUGCGGGAGUUCGGCAAAGGGGACCAGCUGCUGGUUUCGGUAGAAGUGAAAGAACUUCGUGAGGCCGUUGUCCUCGAAGUAUGUUAUGUUCCAGGUCAACCCAUAGUUUGAGUCCCACUGGGGCCCACUGGGGCCCACUGGGGCAUGGAGGUGUUGCAGUUGUGCUAGUUGGGCCGCCUGGUGGUAACUCCAGAAGUUCGGUAGGCCCAGGCCUCACUUUCUGUGUGGGAUAUAAAGAGUAGUGCGCUUGAUACUGGCCUUCUUAUACAAGUUAUUUUCUAUGUGCCGUCCAUAAAAAAAAUAAUCUGCAGAAUAUAUUGGCACUAUAAAGGUGCUAAUAUUAAUAAGUCGGAAGUAACGUCGUUGGAAGGGGCAGAUAUAGAAGGUCUCCCAGAUGUUGGGGUGUGAAAGAGGCUGUUACCAUUCAACAAUUGGGAACGGUUGGGUAAAUAAAAUAAAAAAGAUAAAUUAAUAAUUCCUCUUAAGCCUUAAAAAAUAUUCCUUUCUUGAAGAAAAUAUUUAAUGAGAUUUCGAAACAGACAUUGUUGCAAUGUUCCAAAUCUAAAACUGCUAAUGUAGAACAAGUAAUGUGUUUGCCAUGGCUUAUUAAAACAAAACAAUAAGUAUAUUGGGUCAGACAGGGCAUAAUCAAGAAAAGGCAAUAUCUUUCUGGCUUUAGAAUCAAAUAAUAAAAGUAAUGGAUAACUCAUGGUUAGAAAUGAUCAGGGGUGAUAGUUCACACAGAUUAUAAAAUAAUUGGCAUUCUCUCAAGGAACUGUAAGAUCCGUGAGGCAUGUCCAUUCCAAAAAAAAAAAAAAAUAGAUUUUUUUUAAACAUCCAGAAAUAAAGCAAUACUAUGUUGGUCUUGAAAUAGCUCCGAUCAAGAUCUAAUUUUUUCCCAUUUGUAUUAAAAAAUAUUAACGAAACAUUCCAAUACCUUUACUUAUAAUACGCGACUGUUUAGAAUUUGUGCUCCACUCCCCGAAGCACUAAGAAAGCUGUUACUUACCUGUAAUUAAAGAGGGUGUGAAGAGGGUCCCUCGCCUUGACUCUUUUCCAUCCAAUGAAGAUCUUCACUAGUGAUGAUCUUCUGGUCAAUCCAGUGCUUCCUACAGAGAAACAUAAGGAGGCAGAGUGCAUGCACGUCAUUUGCCAAACUGGACUGACAUUGCUUUUCGUAUAGAAGCCUUGAAACCAAUGUAUCUUUAUGAGAAACCAUCAAUUCUGUCUUGAGAAUGUGCUAAAGGGAACUGAGCCAGGGAGAACCCUCCAGGCUGGUUGCUUAACAGUUGGGAGGUUUUAUACCAACAGGGAUGAGAAAAGUGAUGAUUGCUCUUGUAAUUUACACUUUUAUAAACCUGCAGGAACACUCUACCAUCCUGUAAACCAUAUACACAAGUUGAUGUGCUUAAGGGACCAGUCUGUAGGUGCACAGGGGCCUCAUAUUCCGGCUAUCGGCAUCAGCAAACGGCAAGCGGUGAGCCGGAGCAGAGCAGAGAGAACAGAGCUCCGUCGCCACGUCUGACAGGGAGACAGGCGCCCGCAAGACACUAAAGUUUAGUAAAGCAAUAGAUAGAGUGUAAUCAGGGGUUUUAUAGGCUGGGCCAGGUCAAUGGCACAAUGGACGCUCAGGUAAAAUAUUGUUGCUUGCAUGCAGUUCCUGAAACUGGAUUGGUGCUGGUGUCUCUAUGCAGUUGCUCAGCUCCAUUCAGUGUGACUUGUGUCUGCAUGACCUGAUACCACAGAGGAACUGGAGAACAGGUAAAGGGGAUGACAAGCAGCCAUGACAGAUAUGAUUACACAGACGGACUUUUCAGGGCAGUCAGUACAGAAUGUGUCUACCCUACAGGCAUGCUAUCAAAAAUAUGGUGAUACUUUGUGCACUGUGCCAUGAUAUAUUAAAUAAAACUUUGAAAUAACUGAAAAUCAUAUAUACAAACUGCAAUAAAUAGUUACAACUAAAUGUUGCCAGCAUAUCCCAUUAUGGUUAUAACCAAACAAUUUAUUUUAAGCAUAUCUCAUUUUAAAACUCACCAACUUUGCGGAUAAAAGAUAACGGAAGCCACAAAUUCUAAAGCUGACGAACUGCAAAAAUUAACAUACAGACACCAUUCAAGGUUCGGAGAGGUCAAUGUGCGAUUUAUAAUGGAAAUAAACAUAACUAUUAUAGAAAUUCCAUAACAGUAUAGAGAAUCCUUCUAUAGGCUAGCUGACCAAACAAACAAGAAAACAAAAGAAAACAACUUGCGCUAAAAACCAUUAAACAGAAACAACCAGUGGUUUUCUGGUAGAGACAGUGAAGGUAUGGUGCAAAGACCUGUAAAUCUAUACCCUCUAACAGGAAAUAAUAUAAUAAAUGUAAGCCAAUAAGCAAUAUAAAUUUCACAAAAACUGUCAUUCCCCCACUGCUGACACCCAAAUGGAAACAAACGUAUAAAUGAACCAUAAACUAUUAACCGCAGUAGCAGAGGCUAUUUGACUAUUUAUAGCUAUUAUUGCUACACACUAUUAAUGAAUUUCUCAAGGCUUAAGAAUGUUUAUUUUGGCCCACAGUGGUGUAGACUGAAUCAGACCAUUUGUCCUAACACUUGGUAGAUGGUAGGACAUUGAACCUAGAAAGUAUAACGUGAAAAAUGUGAACCCAUUUUAUUUUUUGGUGUUUAGUAAAUGAAAUACUAAUCUGUUAGAUGAUGUUGACUUGAGAAUAACGUUAAGCAUUUUGUAUCUCACAUAUCUGAGUUAAUGGUCUUUUAAUGCAUGUACAUAGCCCUAUGCUUUUCUAUUUCCAAAUAAUGUAUGUUUAUACAUUCAAAGAUUUAACCAGGAUUUAAACCUGCUUAACGGUUUUAACCCAUGUAUACUUUACAACAUAUUUGCUGUGUGAUAGUGGAAAUGUCUCGUUUUGCUGAGAUUUUAGAUAUAACACCAGACCUUGUUAGCUCUGGACUUUCUCAGCUAUAGAAGUCUGCACUUUAUCACAUUGGUUUUGCAAUGUAUUUUUGUGUCUUUAUUGACUAACUUUGUGUAAAACCCAGCCAAGUAUGUGGAAUAAAAGAGUUACACGUAUUGAAUAA
This is a messenger RNA of Pelobates cultripes (western spadefoot toad), 34917 nucleotides long. The record is from the annotation of a GenBank genome assembly. Lineage: Eukaryota; Metazoa; Chordata; Amphibia; Anura; Pelobatidae.